GUGCCCGCAUCCCCCGCCCGUCCCCGGUAGCCGCGGGUCCCCCCUCCCCGCGGGACGGGACGUGGCACUGGGCUGCACCGGGCUCCUUCCCGGUUCGUAGGCGAGGGUGGGUCAGCGCCGGUGCCGCUCCACCCCCGCCCGCCCUCGCAGCUCCGGUGUCCCCGCCAUGGCCGGCUCCGGGGCCCCGGCUCCCCUGCCCGGGCCGAGCGGCCCCGGCUCCGCGCUGGACGAGGAGGAGGAGGAUGAAGACGCGUCCCUGGGCUGCGACGGGGACCUGGAGGUGAACCCCUACGAUGGGCUGCCCUUCUCGUCCCGUUACUACGAGCUGCUGCGGCAGCGCCGGGAGCUGCCGGUCUGGACCACCAAGUACAGCUUCAUGGAACACCUGGAGGGCAACAGCGGCAUCGUGCUGGUGUCCGGACCUCCCGGUACCGGCAAGAGCACACAGAUCCCCCAGUGGUGCGCCGAGUACGCCCUGUCCCUGCGCUUCGCCCACGGGCUGGUGGCCUGCACCCAACCCCACAGCCUGGCCGCCCUCAGCCUCUCGCUGCGCGUGGCCGACGAGAUGGACCUGAACCUGGGCCACGAGGUGGGCUACUGCGUGCCGCACGAGGACUGCUGCACCGCCGACACCAUCCUCAGGUUCUGCUCGGACGAGAUGCUGCUGCGGGAGAUGACGUCGGAGCCGCUGCUGCGGCAGUACGGGGUGGUGGUGCUGGAUGAGGCGCAGGAGCGCACGGUGCCCACGGACGCGCUGCUGGGGCUGCUCAAGGACGUGCUGCAGCAGCGCCCGGCCCUGCGCCUCGUGGUGGUCACCUCGCCCGCCCUGGAGCCGCGGCUGCGCGCUUUCUGCGGGGAUCCCCCCGUGGUGCGGGUGCCGGGGCACAGCUCCCCGCCGCAGCUGCUCUACCGGGAGCCACCGGCCCACGGGAGCGUGGCUGCUGCCUGCCAGGCCGUGCUGGACAUCCACCGGCGCCAGGAGCCCGGCCACGUGCUCGUCUUCCUGGCCAGCGAGCAGGAGAUCUCUGAGUGCUGCGCUGCCAUCCAGACGGAGGCCGUGGCGCUGAGCCCGGCGCUGGGCCCGCUGCUGGUGCUGCCGCUGCACCCGGGCGUGGGCCGGGCCGCGCAGAGACUCUACGAGACGCCCGAGGAGAGCCGGGAGCGGCGCGUCAUCGUCACCCACUGGCUCGGGGACUCGUCCUUCUCGCUGGGCACCGUGCGCUUCGUCAUCGACUCGGGGCUGGAGCUGCGCAGCGUGUACAACCCCCGCAUCCGCGCCGAGUCGCAGGUGCUGCGGCCCAUCAGCCGGAGCCAGGCUGAGUCACGCAUGCAGCGAGCAGCUGGCAGCCCCCCAGGCACCUGCCUGCGCCUGUACUCGGAGGCCUUUGAGCAGCGCCUGCCCCCCAGCCCUGCGCCCCACGUCAGCGAGACCAGCCUGAGCCGCCUCGUGCUGCUGCUGAAGCGCCUGGACAUCGCUGACAUGGGCCAGUGUGACUUCCUUGACCGCCCAGCCCCCGAGUCGCUGAUGCAAGCACUGGAGGACCUGGACUACCUGGCAGCCCUGGACGACGACGGGAAUCUGUCAGAGGUGGGGAUCAUCAUGUCGGAGUUCCCACUGGACCCGCAGCUGGCCAAGGCCCUCAUCGCCUCCUGCGAGUUCGACUGCGUGGAGGAGAUGGUCAGCCUGGCUGCCAUGCUCACAGCAUCGCCCUGCUUCGUGCCUCUGUCCACGCACCUGGAGGAGGCCGUGGCCCUGCGCCGGCGGGCGCUGCUGCACCCCAACGGGGACCACUUCACCCUCAUCAACAUCUUCAAUGCCUUCCAGCAGCACGCAGGGGACGAGGGCUGGUGCCGGAAGCAGGGGCUGUGUGCCGAGGCGCUGCGCCUGGCGGGCACCGUGCGCGCCGAGCUGCUCGAGGUCAUGCGCCGCAUCGAGCUCCCGGUCUCGCCGCCCGCCUUCGGCUCCGACGCCAACGCCCUCAACAUCCAGCGGGCCCUCAUCUCCGGGUACUUCCUCAAGGUGGGCCCAGGGGGCUGUGGGCAGUUACGGGGCAGUUGUGGAGUGGUGCCAGCCACCCCACCCUCUCCCGGUCCCUCCCAGGUCGCCCGAGACAUUGAUGGCUCCGGCAAUUACGUGAUGCUGACGCACAAGCAUGUGGCCCACCUGGCCCCCGCCUGCGGCUACCUGCUGCGGCCACCCCCGCGCCGCCUGCCCCCCUGGGUGCUCUACCACGAGUUCACCAUCUCUCAGGACAACUGCCUGCGCGUGGUCUCGGAGAUCCAGCCCCAAAUGCUGGUGGAGUUGGCCCCGCAGUACUACCUGAGCAACCUGCCCCCCAGCGAGGGCCGGGACCUGCUGAUGGAGCUGCGGGAGAAGGUGGUGGCAGCAGAGGAGGCGCCGGCAGAGCCGGCAGAGCUGGCAGAGGCGGCCGGGCACCAGCACGGGCAGGGGGACGUCUGCGUCCUGCAGUGAGCCGGAGCAGCGGAGCCCCGCGGUGGGGCUGCCUGGGCUUGGCCAUGACCCUGGGGACGGGGGAGCCCCGGGGAGGCCCCAGGGGGGCUGUGUGGCCGCAGGGGCUGUCCCGGGUCCCAGGGAGGCGUGGGCACUGCCUCAGCGCUGCGCCGCAGUCGGUCGAGGGCCGGCGGCCGUGGGACCACGCUGGCACCUCAGAGCGUGACUGAGGAGUGCUGGCCCCGGCCAGGGGAGUGGUGUGGGCCCUCCCCACUGGGCUCCUUCCUUCACCCCGUCUUUCCCGGGGGUCUGCGGGGCUGGAGGCAUCGCCCGUCCCGCUCCCCCCGCGCCCGGCGCCGAGGGGCCACACACGGGUCCCUCCUGUAUAAAGUUUUGUGACCUUUG
Messenger RNA from Ficedula albicollis (Collared flycatcher), 2857 nucleotides. RefSeq names its product DEAQ-box RNA dependent ATPase 1 (gene DQX1). NCBI's taxonomy places the organism in Eukaryota, Metazoa, Chordata, Aves, Passeriformes, Muscicapidae. Gene Ontology annotation, cellular component: spliceosomal complex; intracellular anatomical structure. The coding region runs from base 167 to 2473 and encodes 768 amino acids. The transcript has 10 exons. Gene Ontology annotation, molecular function: RNA binding. The record is from RefSeq and is a predicted model, not a curated record.